Molecule: messenger RNA, 1354 nt
Organism: Manihot esculenta (cassava)
Lineage: Eukaryota; Viridiplantae; Streptophyta; Magnoliopsida; Malpighiales; Euphorbiaceae
Exons: 2
Coding region: 881-1231 (116 amino acids)
Source: RefSeq, a predicted model, not a curated record
UUUUUAAUUAGUUAGAUGUAUAAAUUACAUCAAAUCCAAAUGUGUGUAAGAAUUUACUAUUACUAUUUAUUUUUGAAAGAACAAUAGAAUUGGAGAAAUUGACAUUUUACAAUUUUAAGCUUGAGAAAUGAAAUGUAAGGCUUGGGCGUCGAUCCCUUUGCGGACAAGUUCGCCCUACUUCUCAACAUAUUCAGCCCAUUAAAAGGAGGCCUUCACGUCAAAACCCACCUUUCUAUACAAGAAAUUAACCUUGCAUUUGCAUUGUCAAAAUACCAUAAUGAAUUUUUUUUUUCUUUUUCUUUAUCGCAUAGAGCUGUGAUGCAUGCCACUAAAAAAUAAAGUAAAAUAUUGGCCCAAUACCUACUUAUAUUUCAAUAAUAUUUGCGGUAUAACUCAUUAAACACUUAAAUAAAAAAACAAUUAAGAUUUACUAAAAAGAAUAUAAAAUUAUCUCAUUUAUUAUUGAUUAUACUCUGUUGUGCCUUAAAUUCCAUAGAAUAAUGAAUAAGAUAUAAUUAAUAAUAACAGAAAAUUUUUAACCUAUAUUUAAUUUUCAUAAUUUUUAUAAGUUGAUAUAUUUAAUUAAAUAUAUAGAAAAUAGCUUUGAAGAUGCACGAUGUCCAGGUAGCAUUAUCAGGGACCAUUGAUGAGAUAUCGACAUGAACAUUAUGGGCAUCAACAUUGUAAAAACACUAACAAUCUCCACUUACCUAUACUGAUCCAACCCCACUACCAAGCAACAUAAAGCUAACAAAUGCCCUUCACCAUAAUUCCUCAUUUAUCUGUUCAGAUUUCCAAUAACUCUUCACAUUAAUGCUCGUAUUAUUUCUUUAUAUAUCAACUAUCUUCAAAGUUUUCAUAUAGAAAAAAUUAAUCAAUUAUGGCAAUAUCUAGCUGCAGAUCCCAGUGCUGCUUCAUAUUGGCAAUGUUGAUACUAGCUGGAAUGUCAAUUUCCAGAAAAUUUUCUGCAGCUCAAAGCUGUGACACAGAUGUUGUGUCUCUGGUAUUGCAGUGCGAGAAAUUUGUAGAAAAAUCAGGACCGAAGGUUUCACCAUCUCCUGGCUGCUGCGCUGCGGUGAAGAGUGUCGAUGUUUCUUGCGUGUGUGCUCUUCUUACCAAGGAAAUUCAAGAUAUGAUCAGCAUGGACAAGGUGGUCUUUGUGGCAAGAUCCUGUGGCAAAAAGGUUUCACCUGGAACAAUUUGUGGAAGCUAUACAGUUCCAAAAGCUUGAAGUGCAAGGCUAUGAAAUUGGAUUCUCAUAUUAACAAGAGAUGAUCAUCAUGAUAUGAUCAAAUUCCUGGAUGUAUAUUACCUUUCUUCUCCUAUCAAUAAAAUAUUAUAUAUCUUCCCCUUC